Tetrapisispora phaffii CBS 4417 is the source of this 633-nucleotide messenger RNA. RefSeq names its product cleavage polyadenylation factor RNA-binding subunit YTH1 (gene YTH1). The transcript has a single exon. Lineage: Eukaryota; Fungi; Ascomycota; Saccharomycetes; Saccharomycetales; Saccharomycetaceae. Gene Ontology annotation, molecular function: RNA binding; metal ion binding. The record is from RefSeq and is a predicted model, not a curated record. Bases 1 to 633 code for a protein of 210 amino acids.
AUGAGCGUGGUACAUCCAGAAACAAAUAAAUAUAAUUUUAAAUUUGAGCCGUUUUUAAGACAGGAAUAUAGUUUAUCUUUGGACCCAGACAGGCCAAUUUGUGAAUAUUACAAUGGCAUCUCGUCAGAUUCAUGUCCUUUGGGGAAUAACUGUCCCAAGAAGCAUGUGUUACCAAUUUUCCACAAUAAAAUUGUCUGUAAACAUUGGUUAAGAGGGUUAUGCAAAAAAAAUGAUAAUUGUGAAUACUUGCACGAAUAUAAUUUGAGAAAGAUGCCUGAAUGUGUAUUCUUCAGUAAAAAUGGAUUCUGUACUCAAACUCCUGAGUGUCAAUACCUGCACAUAGAUCCACUAAACAAAAUCCCGAAAUGUGAAGACUACGAACUAGGUUAUUGUGCCCAAGGCCCUAAUUGUAAUAAAAGACACAUCUCAAAGACGUUGUGCCAAAGAUAUUUGACAGGGUUUUGUCCCUUAGGGAAAGGUUGCGAUUCAGCGCAUCCUGUUUUUAACAUAUGGAAUAUGAACGAUGAUUCUAUAAGAAUCAAGAAAGACGAAGAAAUCAAUACAAGACAAUCAGAUGCCGAAAAGGAAAGAAGGUUGAAUGCAAUUAUAAAUGGUGAAAUAGACUUUGACUGA